This is a messenger RNA of Cuscuta europaea, 2334 nucleotides long. Lineage: Eukaryota; Viridiplantae; Streptophyta; Magnoliopsida; Solanales; Convolvulaceae. The record is from the annotation of a GenBank genome assembly.
UAUAAAAUUUAAUUUAUUCAUAUUUAAACUCUAUUGCCUAAUUUGCCUUCGUCAAAACACACCGAGCGAAUGCACUCGCCCCAGAAACCAAAACAGCAUUUAGCUGAGAAUUAGCAGGGCUAGAGAGUCUGUCUUUAAUUACUUAUUUGUGUUCCACCACAAUGCCGAUUUCAACGAGUAAAUUGAAAUCUGUUGAUUUUUACAGGUUAGAUUUCAUUUGACUGUGUUUUCAUACUUAGAUUAUAUUAUAUGCCGACCUUCCACUUUUUCGUAAAUAUCUGGCGUCUGUUUUUUUCUGUGCUAUGUUUUGUUUUGACGCAUUUCUUUUACAGUUUUACAUUUAGUCAUUGGUUUUUGUUCAGCAGUUUUUCCAGCAAAUGAUUGUGGGAUUUCUAUUCGAUAUGCUUAUAUAACUAUGAAAUGCUAAAUAAGAUGUAUAGAUUUUUUAGUUUAGGGUUGCUGAUGCAUUUCCAGUUGCACAGCAGUAGAGUUCUUUACCCAAAAUGCUAAACCACGAAGUGGUGUAAGUAACCAGUACUGCUGAACAUUACCAAGAUAUAAGACAUGCCAAGUGUUUUUGUUCAAAUAACCCACGUUUUUACAAUAAAAACAAUUGAUCUACUUUAGCUGGUUAACGCCAGAAAAGUAGAUACUAUUGUAUACUGAUUCUGAGGGGGGUCAUUAAAGGAUAAGCAUUCAAACCAGAUGCAAGAUCUGGAGUGAUCUGGUACAUCCAGUGCAUGGAAAUAGGAAAAUUCCAAGAGAUCUGACGGAGGCAUCACUAUCAGGUGCCGGGCUAUCCCUUAUUGCAGCCUUUUGCAUGAUCCUUUUAUUUGGAAUGGAACUACAUCAUUACCUGGCUGUGAGCACUACAACAUCUGUAGUUGUUGACAGGAGUGCUGAUGGGGACUUUUUACGAAUUGAUUUUAACAUUAGUUUUCCUGCGUUGUCUUGUGAAUUUGCAUCUGUUGACGUGAGUGAUGUCCUUGGAACAAAUAGGUUGAAUAUUACAAAAACAGUGCGAAAAUAUGCUAUAGAUUCAAAUUUGAGGCCUACUGGGUCUGAAUUUCAAUCUGGAGCAAUUGAAAAUGCUAUUAAGCAUGAUGAUGAAGUAGAUGAAGAGCAUGCUGAAGGUUCAGUAACACUAACUGGACGUAACUUUGAUAGAGUAUCACACCAGUAUCCAAUUUUGGCUGUGAACUUUUAUGCUCCUUGGUGCUAUUGGAGUAAUAGAUUGAAACCUUCUUGGGAGAAAGCAGCCAGUAUUUUGAAAGAAGAUAUGAUCCAGAAAUGGAUGGGCGGAUUCUUUUGGGAAAGGUUGAUUGUACUGAAGAAAUUGAUUUAUGCAGAAGAAAUCACAUACAAGGUUAUCCAUCUAUUCGAAUCUUCAGAAAGGGAAGUGAUAUUAGAGAUGACCAUGGACACCAUAAUCACGAGUCUUACUAUGGAGACCGAGAUACGAACAGCCUGGUGACAACAAUGGAAGAACUGGUUGCACCUAUUUCGUUGGAGUCGAAGUCUUCAGACAGUAAGUCUGUUAAUGUGACAGAAGGUACAAAACGACCUGCACCAGCAACAGGGGGAUGCAGACUUGAAGGUUUUGUGCGUGUUAAGAAGGUUCCAGGAAACCUUGUCAUAUCAGCUCGUUCAGCAGCUCAUUCAUUUGAUGCUUCCCAGAUGAACAUGUCACAUGUGAUCUCCCGUUUUUCCUUUGGUAAGAUGUUAACCCCACGGGUAGCAAGUGAUGUGAAGAGGUUAAUACCAUACCUAGGUCAAAGCUAUGACAAGUUGAGUGGCAAUGCAUACAUUACCAAUCCAAAGGAGUCCAGUGAAAAUGUUACGAUUGAGCAUUACAUUCAAGUUGUGAAAACAGAGGUGAUGACAAGAUCCUAUAAACUAGUCGAGGACUAUGAGUACACAGCUCAUAGUAGUUUGGUUCAUAGUCUUUAUAUACCAGUCGCUAAGUUUCAUUUUGAGCCAUCGCCAUUGCAGGUCCUCAUAACAGAAAACGUAAAUUCGUUUUCACACUUUCUUACCAAUGUCUGUGCCAUUAUUGGAGGCGUUUUUACGGUGGCUGGCAUAUUGGAUUCCAUUUUGCACAAUACUAUGAGAAUGGUGAAAAAAGUUGAAUUAGGAAAGAAUUUUUGAUAAGUACUUCACCUAAGUUAUUUCAUUUAAUUUAAUCUAUAUAUAUUGUUCGUAGACCAAACGUAAACGUAGCAUAUGAAUCAUAACUGCUGAUAUCGGAUUUCUGUUUUUCAUCUAACUGGAUUUUGACAUUAAAAAAGAAUAUAUGUAUUGAAUAAUACUAUAAUGUUUCGGAAAAAAUAUUAA